Molecule: messenger RNA, 696 nt
Organism: Pogona vitticeps (central bearded dragon)
Lineage: Eukaryota; Metazoa; Chordata; Lepidosauria; Squamata; Agamidae
Product: vasotocin-neurophysin VT
Cellular component (GO): secretory granule; extracellular region
Molecular function (GO): neurohypophyseal hormone activity
Source: RefSeq, a predicted model, not a curated record
GUUCAGUCUGGAGCCAGAUGCACCGAACAGGAGGCAGCAGGAGGACUAGCCUUGCACACCCAAGCACCUGCUUACGAUGUCUUUUCCAGGCUACUUCCUCUGCCUUCUUGCCUUGACUUCAGCCUGUUACAUUCAGAACUGUCCUCGGGGAGGAAAGAGAGCUUAUCCGGACACCGAAAUCAGACAGUGUAUCCCCUGCGGUCCCGGAAACAAAGGGAACUGUUUUGGCCCCAGCAUCUGUUGCGGAGAGGAGAUGGGGUGCUACUUCGGCACUUCCGAAACCCUGCGUUGCCUGGAGGAAAAUUACCUGCCUUCCCCGUGUGAGGCUGGAGGAAAACCUUGCAGCGCAGGAGGAAGGUGUGCUGCUUCGGGCAUUUGCUGCAAUGACGAGAGCUGCACCGCCGAUGCUACAUGCGUGGAUGAAAGCGGCGACAGAAGCCGGAUGUCGGUGGAAAAGAAUCUGACUGUGCUGGACGGCUCGGCGGGAGAUCUCCUUCUCAAACUGAUGCACAUGGCCAACGUGAACAGGCAGCUGCAGGGCAAACCGCAGUUUUACUGAAUUGUGGCACUCGAGGCCGGUGGGCGCACUGCUUACUUUCCACAGUGCACUCCGAGGAAGUCCUAUACCGUAUAAAGAAAUAACCAUUUGAGAGCAAAAUGUAAAUACACAGCAAACAAUAAAGCUCUUUUCUUGCA